AUGGAUGAGCCCUUGCCUGCAGACGACUCCCAUUCCAAUCCCUCACACCCCCCCUCUUCCACAGAUGAAGCUUACAAGAACUACCCCACUUCUCUACAUCACUUACCCCCGAUCUACGACUCGGAUUCCGAGUCCGAUCACCAGCAUUCCCAAGAUGACUCUGACGACGACCCAUAUUUUCCUAACCGUCACCUUCAACUCUCCUCUUCCUCCAACUACCGACAGGUUUUCGCUUCCCGCCUGUCCUCAUCGUCCACCCCUCACCACCCACAAUCCCGUUCUCCAUUCACUUCCCCUCCCCGCACGCCCCAACAAGCCUCAGUUGCUUCACAUCCAUCUACGCCCGCGCAAGUCCAACUACCCCGAUCGCUCUCCAACUCGUCAUCCUCGCCCGCCUCGACCUCCACGUCUUCAUCCUCGAUCUCCUCACCCCUCUGUCCCCCGUCCACCUCGUUCCCGAUUGCCCCGCUUCUUCCCGCACAUGGUGCUCCUUCAUUCGUCCCGAUGGCCCAACAACCUCAAAAUCCCGCCCCGCCGGAGCCAUCCGACUCCUCUCCUCCUCUCCUCGCGUCGUCACCUCCGGAGGAUCCACUCUCAGGCAACGAUAUUCGCCAACGCAUCCGUGCCAUUUCUCGCGACCCGUCUUUGUCAGAGGAAGAGAAGAGCAAACAACGCCAAGCCCUGCUCAGCCAACCAUUCCAUCAGCGCCGGAAAAAGGAGGCCACGGCUUUCUCCGCCGAAAUGCGUCGCCAACGCUACAUCAAGACCUAUUCGAACGUCGACCAUCCCAACACGGGCGAGAAAAUGCCAGGCUGCGAACACUACCCUCGAAAUUGUAAAAUCAAGGCUGACUGCUGCGGACUUUGGGUAGUCUGUAGACUAUGCCACGACCAUCCCAGUGUGGACCAUGCGAUUGUGCGCUUUGACACCCAAGAAGUGAUGUGCAUGUUCUGCUUGACGGAGCAGCCUGUAUCUCGUCGUUGUAUGAACGAAGAAUGUAACCGGGAGUUUGCUCGAUAUUUUUGUGCCAAGUGCAAGUUUUACGACAACACGCCGGGCAAGAAUAUCUACCAUUGCGAUAAGUGCCAGAUUUGUCGUGUUGGGAAAGGAAUCGGACACGAUAACUUUCAUUGCGAUCGGUGCGAUGCGUGUGUGUCGCGCGAGACUUCAAAGACGCAUCGGUGCCUGAAGAAAUCGCUCGACGUCAAUUGUCCUAUCUGUGGGCAUUAUUUACACACUUCGACACUACCUGUAGUAUAUAUGCGAUGCGGGCACACGAUGCAUGCGCACUGUUUUGACACAUACACCGUCGAGCAUUACAUUUGUCCACUAUGUCACAAGGCACUUACCAACAUGCGAGGAUAUUACGCCCAGAUUGAUGAGGCCAUGAAAGAGCAAGAAAUGCCCGAAAAGCAUCGAAACAAAGUGGCCGAAGUGUUGUGCCACGACUGCGACAAGAGAUCAGAGACUGCGUAUCACUUUCUAUAUCUCAAAUGCCAAACGCCAGAUUGUGGAAGCUACAACACGCGCCUUCUACGUACUAUUGAAAGGGUCGCUGGUGAAGGGUCUGGUCGUCAUGCCGAAGGUGCGGACAGUGGAAGCAGUGAAGACUCAAAUGUUGAGAUGGGUGCUCAGCGUGGUGGUAGUCUUGAAGAAGACGAAGUCAUGGAAUGGCGCAACGGCAGGGAUAGCCCUGAGAGCGAUUCGAUGCAGCUAAGUUAGAGAAAGCUGCUUUACCCUUCACGAACUCCAGGUCAAAAAGGCUUAGUUCACAAACGAACACGAUAGCUAUAUUUUCUCGGUGUGUCUGGAUAUCUCCACGACCAGAAGUUUAGUAGAUAUUCAACUUUCUUAAGUCACACGACGAAGACGCAUGCAAGACAUACGCGCCUGAAAUUGUCGUAUUGCGAGAGCGCAUAUGAUACUUGGAAUCUUGGAAG
Chondrus crispus (carragheen) is the source of this 1940-nucleotide messenger RNA. RefSeq lists its product as hypothetical. Gene Ontology annotation, biological process: ubiquitin-dependent protein catabolic process; protein ubiquitination. The coding region runs from base 1 to 1722 and encodes 573 amino acids. The transcript has 2 exons. NCBI's taxonomy places the organism in Eukaryota, Rhodophyta, Florideophyceae, Gigartinales, Gigartinaceae. Gene Ontology annotation, cellular component: nucleus. The record is from RefSeq and is a predicted model, not a curated record. Gene Ontology annotation, molecular function: zinc ion binding; ubiquitin protein ligase activity.